Messenger RNA from Yamadazyma tenuis ATCC 10573, 378 nucleotides. RefSeq lists its product as uncharacterized. Lineage: Eukaryota; Fungi; Ascomycota; Pichiomycetes; Serinales; Debaryomycetaceae. The record is from RefSeq and is a predicted model, not a curated record.
UAAAACUACAUCAAUUUCUAACCUACCCUCAUAAUGGCAGGUACAUUAAGACCAGAUAGAGAGCUUCAAAGGUUCAAUACAGCUAAGGAAAAUGCUGGGAACUACUUCAGAUUCAAGCCUAAAUCGAUUAUUUUCAACGUGUUGAUGAUGGGAAUCGUGCCUUUUGGAUUGGCAUACUAUGCUUAUGGAAGUGAAGGUAAAGUGAACUUUUAUAGGAGAUUCAGAAAGGAGCCUGUGUUGUAUAAGGAAUACGUUCCCAGAGACAAGGAUUUGUAGUUCUAGACACGAACUUCCAAACAACAAGAACUUAUAAUUUAGAAAUUAGCAUACACAAUACACAUAUAACGAUACUGAAGCCUAAUAUAGGCAUAAUCUACC